This is a messenger RNA of Drosophila novamexicana, 2702 nucleotides long. RefSeq names its product raf homolog serine/threonine-protein kinase Raf. Gene Ontology annotation, molecular function: protein kinase activity; ATP binding. Lineage: Eukaryota; Metazoa; Arthropoda; Insecta; Diptera; Drosophilidae. The record is from RefSeq and is a predicted model, not a curated record. Bases 368 to 2686 code for a protein of 772 amino acids. Gene Ontology annotation, biological process: signal transduction; protein phosphorylation. The transcript is spliced from 5 exons.
GAAGCAGUGAUAGAAGAAUCUAUAGCAUCAGCGGGCUGCGUUUUAAUCAAUUAAAAGUCGGUCGUGUAAAACAAUGCAGCCGCUGGCUGGCAGCAGCAGCCGUUGCCUCUCAGCUGGUACUGGUUGUCCGCGCACAACCAGAUGUGGAAGCGUAUACGGACGUGGGUGGUAUCCAGAGUCAAUCGAACAAAUUCUGAACGCAAGCGCACACAAGCCAAGCAAAAACGAAGAAGCAAAGCAAAAAUAGCAACAGCAACAGCAACAGCAAAAACAAAGUUCAGGGUCAUGGUCAGGCAGCUGCUUUAGGGAGUUAUUAGUGUUAAAGAGUUGGUAAACAGUUUAACGUGGACAUAACUGGGCCCUCAGCAUGUCGAGCGACUCAUCCCCGGAUAGCGAAGGCGAACUGUACGAUCCGUUGGCCGACGAGCUGCACAAUGUGCAGCUGGUGAAGCAUGUGACCAGAGAGAACAUUGAUGCGCUCAAUGCAAAGUUCGCCAAUCUCCAAGAGCCGCCAGCCAUGUACUUAACAGAAUACCAGGAGCUGACCUCCAAGCUGCACGAGCUGGAGGCCAAGGAGCACGAGCUGAUGGAGCAGCUGAAUGCACUGCAGCAGGAGGACGAAUGCCGUAGUCAGAGCGAGGCGCAGCAGCAGUCGCUGCAGUCAGCGUCGCAGCUAAUUGGGGAUCGCUCCGAUCAGCCGCACUAUCAAAACCAGACGCAAAUCCUACAGCAACAGCGUCAAUUGGCGCGCAUUGCGCCCGAGCUGAGCGACAGUCUGGUCUCCAGCUCGGGCAUUGGCUCUACGGUUAGCGGCAGCGGCUCCGGGCCCGGCUCGGGCACGGCCAGCCAAUGCGGCACACUGACCCGGCAGCCCAAGGUGCUGCUGCGCGCCCAUUUGCCCAACCAGCAGCGCACCUCCGUCGAGGUGGUGGCCGGCACUCGGCUCUGCGAUGCCCUGAUGAAGGCUUUGACCCUGCGCCAGCUGGAGCCGUUCAUGUGCGAGGUGAGCACAACGCAGCACAGCGGACGACAUAUCAUACCGUGGAACACGGACAUUGGCACGCUGCACGUCGAGGAGAUCUAUGUGCGACUGCUGGACAAGUUCCCCUUGGGGCCGUACAUCAAGCAUCAGUUCAUACGCAAGACCUUCUUCUCGCUGGUCUUCUGCGAGGGCUGUCGCCGCCUCCUGUUCUCGGGCUUCUAUUGCAGCCAAUGCAACUUUCGCUUCCAUCAGCGCUGCGCCGGCCGCGUGCCCAUGCUGUGCCAGCCCUUCUCCGUGGACAGCUACUACGAACGUCUGCUCUCCUCGUACCCAGAGAACUCGGUCGGCUUGCCCGUCGGACGCAGCAGUGCCGUGCGCUUCAACGUGAGCAGCCGCAGAUGCAGCAGCAGCGGCAGCAGCACCACCACGACAACCACCACCACCACCAACAGCUCGAAGCCCACUGUCAAUCGACAGGGUCGUCCGCCGCGCAUCAGCCAGGACGAUCGUUCCAAUUCCGCGCCCAAUGUUUGCAUCAACAGCAUCCGGCCGCUGACAACCGAGACGCAGCGCAGCCUCAUCAUGCAGGCCAGGCCCCCAUUGCCGCAUCCCUGCACAGAUCACUCGAACUCGACGCAGUCAUCACCCACCAGCACGCUGAAGCACAAUCGACCGCGCGCCCGUUCCGCGGAUGAGAGCAACAAGAAUCUGCUCUCGAGGGAUGCCAAAAACUCUGAAGAGAAUUGGAAUAUACAAGCGGAGGAGAUAUUGAUUGGGCCACGCAUCGGUUCGGGCUCUUUCGGAACUGUUUAUCGCGCCCAUUGGCAUGGACCCGUUGCCGUGAAGACGCUCAAGGUGAAGACACCCAGCCCGGCACAGCUGCAGGCGUUCAAGAAUGAAGUGGCCAUGCUGAAGAAGACGCGCCACUGCAACAUCCUGCUGUUCAUGGGCUGCGUAUCGAAGCCAUCGCUGGCCAUUGUCACCCAGUGGUGCGAGGGCAGCAGCCUUUACAAGCACGUCCAUGUCAGCGAGACGAAGUUCAAGCUCAACACGCUCAUCGACAUUGGCCGUCAGGUGGCACAGGGCAUGGACUAUCUGCAUGCCAAGAACAUAAUACACAGGGAUCUCAAGACGAACAACAUUUUCCUGCACGAGGAUCUGUCGGUGAAGAUUGGGGAUUUCGGUUUGGCCACCGCGAAGACGCGCUGGUCCGGCGAGAAGCAGGCCAAUCAGCCGACGGGCAGCAUUCUGUGGAUGGCGCCGGAGGUGAUACGCAUGCAGGAACAGAAUCCCUAUUCAUUUCAAUCGGACGUCUAUGCGUUCGGCAUAGUCAUGUACGAGCUGCUGGCCGAGUGCCUGCCGUAUCGGAACAUUAGCAACAAGGAUCAGAUACUGUUUAUGGUCGGACGCGGUCUGCUGCGACCCGACAUGACCCAGGUGCGUUCCGAUGCGCCGCAGGCAUUGAAACGCCUGGCCGAGGACUGCAUCAAAUACAAUCCCAAGGAGCGUCCGCUCUUCCGGCCGCUGCUCAACAUGCUCGAGAACAUGCUGCGCACAUUGCCCAAGAUUCAUCGCAGCGCCAGCGAGCCAAAUCUAACGCAAUCCCAGCUGCAAAACGAUGAUUUCCUCUACAUGUGCCCCAGCCCCAAGACGCCGGUCAACUACAACAAUUUCCAAUUCUACAACAGCGCUGGCAACAUCUAAGGGCCACAUCCAGUAG